Neofelis nebulosa (Clouded leopard) is the source of this 2797-nucleotide messenger RNA. It is a transcript of the gene MYCT1, whose product is annotated as MYC target 1. Gene Ontology annotation, cellular component: nucleoplasm. The transcript is spliced from 2 exons. The record is from RefSeq and is a predicted model, not a curated record. Lineage: Eukaryota; Metazoa; Chordata; Mammalia; Carnivora; Felidae. Bases 8 to 712 code for a protein of 234 amino acids.
UCCUUUUAUGCAAACCCAAGUAUAUGAGGGGUUAUGUGAAAAUUAUUUUUCUCUUGCUGAACCACAAAGACAUAGAAUCAAAGUGCUUCUUUCGAACAUACUGGCUUUUCUUUUUUUUUUUUUUCUGUCUCUUCUAUUUCUUGUGGAUACUAUGGCUAAUAACACAACAAGUUUAGGAAGUCCAUGGCCAGAAAACUUUUGGGAGGAUGUUAUCACGUCCUUCUCAGUGUCCAUUACAAUUGUGCUCGUAAUUGGAGGGUUUAUUUGGGCUCUGUGUGUCUGUUUGUCUCGAAGAAGAGCCAGUGCCCCCAUCUCGCAGUGGAGUUCAAGCCGGCGGUCUAGGUCUUACAACCAUGGCCUCAACAGAACUGGAUUUUACCGCCACAGUGGCUGCGAACGGCGAAGCAACCUCAGCCUGGCCAGCCUCACUUUCCAGCGACAAGCUUCCCUGGAGCAGGCAAAUUCCUUUCCAAGAAAAUCAAGCUUCAGGGCUUCAACUUUCCAUCCCUUCCUGCAAAGUCCACCACUUCCGGUGGAAACUGACAGUCAGCUGGUGACUCUCCCUUCCUCCAGCUCGGUUCACACUGUCAGCACUUCGCACAGUCUGAGCCGCCCGGAUUUCCACUGGUCCAACAACAGUCUUCGAGUGGGCUUUUCCACACCGCCCCCACCUGCCUAUGACUCAAUUAUAAAAGCAUUCCCAGAUUCCUGAAGAGGGUGCUUUUGUUUUUAAUUUGUUUCUUCCCUUUCUUGGCUUUUCCCGAAAGAAAAUUACAGACAGGCUAAACGGAAUUUUGAGGGCAUGGCCCAAACAGCUGAUGAGUUUCCAAGUUGAAUUAUGUUCAUGCACUAUAAUUCAAGGCAGAAAAUGUAAAACACAUUUUCUUUGAAUACACUUUUUCCUUUUGUCUUACAGAAUAGUAAUGUUUUCCAAAAAGGUAUAUAUUUAUGUUUGGUUUUUUUUAACUCAACCUGAAGGUUAUUAAAGACAGUGGUUCUUAUCUGAGACUUGGCUGUGAUACAGUAUAUAAAUAUUUUAGACUAAAAUUAAAACUUUAGAUAUUUGUGGUUUACAAUCCUCAUUCACUGUCCAAUGUGACUAUAAAGGGGGAAAAAAUCACUAUGUCACUUUUAAAAAAAAAAUCUAUCCUAAAGAAUUUUAAUUUUACCUUCCUCGGAAUGACAUGAAUCAUUUUAUAGUCUUGGAUUUUUAAUGGAUUAUAUGAGCACAAAAGUGACAGAACAGAGAUUUUAAAGUUCGUUGAUGGCACUCAUUUAUGACAAGUGUGGGAACCAAGCAAAGGAAGAGAAACUCUGUGGGCGUUAUAGGACACUUCAAUUUUGACACUUAUUUUCCCCCCACCCCAGCCUCUUUUGGUGCCUUCCCCAAGAAUAGUUAUCUACAUCAUUGAGGCAAAAUCCUUGGGUUUACUAAGAUCAUCUAACUCUCCUUCACUGUUAUAGUUAUGUUGUUAGACAAGCAAUACCAGCAAACCCAAUUCUUUGACCUAAAAAACAAACUUUAAUAACACCAAGCUUACAUUUUUCCUUGGAUAUAUUUUAUUUCUUAGAUAUAAAGUUAGCCAUUGGGGAAAGCACUUUAUCUAGGGACCAUCUCUUGUGACUUCACAGACAAAUGGGGGUCAGUAGGGAGGAAGUCUAUCAUUGUGACAACCAUGAAGAUUGCUCCUUCCUGGAUCGACUCAUCAGAUAUCAUCCCUUGUUUGCUUUUCUACGAAUUUCAACCUCACAUUCUAUGAAGAGUCUUUGUACAAUGAUUAAACCAUGUCAUAUGGUCUUUGGUGCAGACACUUAUUUAAGGAGUCCACUUCCACAGAGGACCACCCUCUUAAAACAAGGUACAUUCCCACAUAUGGGCACCAGAGAGCUUCAGUGGCCAGAUGCUUAUGGCUGUCCCUCUUCAUGUAAGGACACAAGUUCACUGGAGUAUUAUUCAAAAGGCCUAUAGUUCAUUUCUGAUAUAGUGACUAUUUAGCUUAUGUUGCUGUUUGUUUGUUUCUCUGAACACUGGGAUUUUUCAUGAAGAAGAAUGUACUCUUAUUUUAGCUUCUGCAGUGCAGUGCUCACAGCUAAUAGAGUCUGAGUAUGUUUCGAGAACAUCAUAAUUUUUACAUAGUAAGAGAUUCUGUAUGGCAUUCUGUUUUUUAUUUUUGUUUAGCAUUUAUUUUCCAUUGUUCCUCAAGGACAGUUAUUCUUAAUGAGGUCUAUAGAUUGAUGCUGUCUAAUGUAAUAUACCAACAAGAAAGAAAGAAAGAAAGGAAGAAAGAAAGGCAAGGAAAGGAGGGAGGCAAAAAAGCAGUUAGGAAGAAGGGAAGAGAGGAGGAAGAAAGGUAUUAAGAAAAAAUUCUCACAGGAUAACCAAUUUGUUAUAAGUUGGUUUCUAACAAAUCUGGCAAUUGUCAUGUAGCCAGUUAAGAUUUCAGGAGAGCAUUAACUUAGUAACAAAGCUAUCGUUUACUUCCAGGUCAUCCUUAAUGUUUCACAUGAGAAGUAAACAAAGUGUAUGGCUUUUAUCUAGAAUUUAUACUGGGAUAAAAAUUGCUUUAUAGCUUUCAAAUUAGGAAAAUGGGAGCAGAAAUCCCGCGGUGAAUUUAACCAUCUGGCAGAAUUGUUGCCUCCUCUUUCCUCAAUUAUGAAACAAUCAAAAUGAGUAUCUUAUAAAUAUUGUGCAAUUUAUGAAAUGUGAAAUUUAAGCAAAAACUAGAGACUUUUUAAGUUGUAUCUGUUUAAUUUGAAAUGUUUAGUUGAUUAUGCAAUAAAAUUAAACUGAUGUCAA